Messenger RNA from Ictalurus punctatus (channel catfish), 4100 nucleotides. Its product is annotated as B-cell receptor CD22. NCBI's taxonomy places the organism in Eukaryota, Metazoa, Chordata, Actinopteri, Siluriformes, Ictaluridae. The coding region runs from base 9 to 2114 and encodes 701 amino acids. The transcript is spliced from 12 exons. The record is from RefSeq and is a predicted model, not a curated record.
UGCUGGACAUGAGGGUCGAGAAGGCACCAAUCUUUCCAGUAAUGAUGUUCCUCAAAAUGGCUUCUCCACUUCAUCUGGUCUUUCUGUUCAUGAUCUCAGGAGCUCUUGGGAAUAAAUGGAGUGUGACAUACAGCAAACUAAAUCUCUGUGCUUUAAAAGGAUCUACAGUGUUUAUGAACGUCACGUACACACAUCCAACAGGUCUUAAUGUGACGAACAGGUUUUGGUUAAUAAACCCAAUUAAGGGUAAAGAACCGACUGAUCUGCGUAAUGAAUCAGGUUACUCAGACAGAGUGGAGUAUUUAGGAGAUGAACAGAGACACUUCUCCCUCAGACUGAGUGACGUGAAGAAAUCAGAUGAACACACGUACUGCUUCAGAAUCAUAACAAAUAAAACAGGAGAAAGAUACGUGGGUCAUCCUGGAGUCAUACUCACUGUUACAGAUCUUCAGGUGAUCGCUCCUGCAGAAGUGACAGAGGGACAAUCAGUCGUUCUGAUCUGUAAAACCACCUGCAGUCUGACUGAUCCAACAUUCAUCUGGUACAAAAACAGACGUGAUUUAACCACAAACACCCCCAAGAGCAAUGAACUCCACCUGCAGCCGGUCAGCAGUGAGGAUGCAGGCAGUUAUAGCUGUGCUGUAAGAGGAUAUGAACAUCUCCCCUCUCCUGCUCAAACCAUCAGAGUCAGAUAUCCUCCAAAGAACGUCUCAGUGUCCAUCAGCUCCUCUGGUGAAGUAGUGGCGGGCAGUUCAGUGACUCUGACCUGCAGCAGUGAUGCUAACCCACCUGUGGAGAACUACACCUGGUUUAAGGGGACAACAUCAGUAGGAAAAGGAAAUACCUACACCAUCUCCAAGAUCAGCUCUGAGGACAGUGGAGAGUACAAGUGCAAGUGCAGUAAUGAAGUCGGACAUCAGGACUCCAUCAGUGUAACUCUGAAUGUUCUGUAUCCUCCAAAGAACGUCUCAGUGUCCAUCAGCUCCUCUGGUGAAGUAGUGGAGGGCAGUUCAGUGACUCUGACCUGCAGCAGUGAUGCUAACCCACUUGUGGAGAACUACACCUGGUUUAAGGGGACGACAUCAGUAGGAAAAGAAAAGACCUACACCAUCUCCAAGAUCAGAUCUGAGGACAGUGGAGAGUACAAGUGCAACUGCAGUAAUGACGUCGGACAUCAGGACUCCAUCAGUGUAACUCUGAAUGUUCUGUAUUCUCCAAAGAACGUCUCAGUGUCCCUCAGCUCCUCUGGUGAAAUAGUGGAGGGCAAUUCAGUGACUCUGACCUGCAGCAGUGAUGCUAACCCACCUGUGAAGAACUACACCUGGUUUAAGGGGACAACAUCAGUAGGAAAAGGAAAUACCUACAACAUCUCCAAGAUCAGUUCUGAGGACAGUGGACAGUACAAGUGCAACUGCAGUAAUGAAGUCGGACAUCAGGACUCCAUCAGUGUAACUCUGAAUGUUCUGUAUCCUCCAAAGAACGUCUCAGUGUUCCUCAACUCCUCUGGUGAAAUAGUGGAGGGCAGUUCAGUGACUCUGACCUGCAGCAGUGAUGCUAACCCACCUGUGGAGAACUACACCUGGUUUAAGGAGAAUGAAUCGUCACCUGUAGGAUCUGGACAGAGUUACGGAGCACUACAGAGUGGACAGUACUACUGCGAGGCUCAGAAUCAACACGGCUCUGAGAGAUCAGCUGCAGUGUCCGUCACUUUAAACAGGGUUCAGAGCUUAGGUGUGUACGCAGGUGUUGGGGCUGUUGUGUUUGUGUGUGUUUGUCUCAUCAUCACCUUCCUGUUUAUAAGGAAAAAGAAAAGAAUUGAUUCAACAGUAGACCAAAGUUUUAAACAGGAUGAUCUUUACGCCAACGUAGCAGUGACAAAUCCAAUCGCUACGGCAUCCGCUUCAGCCUCGGCCAAUCCGGAUGAAGUUCUCUAUGCCAGCGUUGUACGUCGGAGUGCCAUUGACCCUGGGAACACUGAGAGUUCUGCUGUGAAAGCUUCUGCCUCUGAGGAUGAUGAGGUUCAGUACUCUAGUGUCAGAUUCACUCGCAAAGGUGCUGACUACAGGCCUUCCAAUGAUGAGGAUCCCACUGCGAUCUACAGCAGAGUGAAAUAAACAACAUUCACCCAAUUAUUCAACAUCACCACAACUUGGCCAUAGUGGAAAGUAGAAAAUCACAUGAGCCUAUUUCUAUUUUUAUUUUUUAAAUUCCUUUUUUUGGCCCUGAGUAGUGAAUUCUAUGGAUUAUUUUGUAUUGUAUCAGGUGCAGACUUGUGUUAUUAGCUACGAUGGACAUGUUAUCGCCAAAAGUCUUCUCUAGGUGUGAUUGUUCAGUUGUCUUCCCAUUUUAUUUACAAGGUAUGGUAAUCGAGGAGUUGUAUUUGGAUAAUAUUUUAUAUAUUUUGGAUAAGACUUUCAUUUGUUGUGAGAGAUUUAGUAGUUCUGAUAGGAAUGGGGGUGGUAGGCUAUAAUGUCCUGUCUUUUAGGUUGCUUUUAGAGCAUAUAAUGGAUUUAAGUUGUAGAAAUUCAAGGAAAUGUUUAUUUCUACUCCAUGCUUCUCAGCUAGAUAAGGGUAAUGAUGAAAAGGUGUUGUUUUUUUACAUAUGUGUUUAAGGUGUGUAAUGCCUUUGUCUACCCAUUUGGGGAUGUUUAUCUUCACUGUGUUUGCAAAGUCGGGUUGUGCCAUAUGGGAGCAUUUUCGGUUAGUUGGACUGGUGAAUUUAUUGUUUUAUAAAAUUUCCAUCAAGCUGUUGGACUUUUGAAGCAGGGGUGGCAUUUAAUAUCAGUGUUGAUGAAUGGUAGGUCUGAGAUUUUGAUUUUAUUGCAUAGCUCCUGUUCCGCAUCUCGCCAAAUCACAUUUAUCUGACUGGGCUUUAUCCACUUGAUUAUAUAUUGGUCUUGGUUAGUGAGGUAAUAUUUUUACACCAACAUAAGUGAUGUAGUCAGUGCUUAUGGGGAUAGACAGAGAUUGUACUGUAUUUUUGGGCAGUUUCAUGUUGAGAUGGAGCAUAGAGGAUUUGGACUAGUUAACUGUGUAACUGAAAGUUUUACUCUACUACCCAAACAUUUUUUUAAAAAUUAUUCUUGUAUUGAUUCUAUACUGUAGGUUUUGGUAAGAAGAGUAUGAUAUCAUCAGCAUAUAAGCUGAUUUUGUAUUCCAUGUUUGCUGUCUGGAUCCGAUUAAUGUUUACAUUCUGUCUUAUUGCUGCAGCUAAUGGUUCUAUAAAAAUGGCGAAUAGGGAUGUAGAGAGUGGGCUUCUGUGUAGAGUGAAACUGUGUGAUAUCAGUCCGUUAGAGAUAACUGUGGCCUUUGGUGAUGUGUCGAGUAUUUUUAUCCAAUGAAUAAAUGAUUCACUGAAAUCUAAUCUAUGAAGAGUGGUGAGUAGAAAUGUCCAGUUAACUUUAUUAAAGGAUUCUCUGCAUCAAGUGUUACUAUUACUGAUUCUAUAUGUUGAUGUGAUGUGUAAUGUACCAGGUUGAGGAGUCUACACAUGUUCGUGGUUAACUGUCAGUUUUUAAUGAGUUGUGUUUGUGUUGAUCAGUGAUGGGAUUGGUAAGGACGGUAACUAGAGGCUAAAGUGGGGUCUUUAAUGGAUUUUAGGUGAAGUGAUAUACUGGUGAUAUUCAUUUCUAUCAGAAGUUUCAUAUUCAGUUUAAUUUCAGAUACUAAUCUGUUGAAGUGUGGUGUCAGGAUAGUCCAGAACUGUUUAUAGAACAAAGCAUCAGGAUCUGGUGUUUUAUUAUUAGGGCAUGUAAGGGCAUAGAUCUCAUCUGGGUGUAUUGUUUAUCUGUGGAAACUGCUUGUUCUUGUAUGUAUAGUAUUUAAUUAAGUCUAAUAGCAGUGUGUGUGUGUGUGUGUGUGUGUGUGUGUGUGUGUGUGUGUGUGUGUGUGUGUGUGAGAGAGAGAGAGAGAGAGAGAGAGAGAGAGAGAGAGAGAGAGAGAGAGAGAGAGAUUUAUAUUUAUGGAAGAUAGACAAAGGUAUAUGCAUCAUUUAUGUAGGUUCAGGUGUGAGAUCACUCAUCUGUAAAAUGCUAUAUGAAAAUUGUGUUGAUUUAUAAAUUAUAAGAAUAUUUUUGUACUGUGUGCGCAUGUGUAUUAAC